ACGCUGCAAACGGCAAUAAAGCAAAUUCAAUUGUGACUGCGGUUGUCAAACAAUUCUUGCGUGCCGAGUGUGUGUGGGUAUCGAGUAUCGAGUUUUUGCCAUAACUACUCCGGCUAAAAUCGAACGGACUUGUUUUUGUUUUAUUCAGAAUUCGCAAACAAGGCCGAGUCAGGGAACAAUUUUUGCCGUUUCACGAACGGAGCGGAUAGCAGCGGAAAGGAGCGAACGGAAAGAGCCACAUUAAAAUGGCUUUGAAUGGCUUUGGUCGGCGUGUCAGUGCGUCUGUCCUUUUAAUCGCCUUGUCGCUGCUCAGCGGAGCGCUGAUCCUGCCGCCGGCUGCGGCGCAGCGUGACGAGAACUAUCCACCGCCGAGCAUCCUCAAAAUGGCCAAGCCCUUCCACGAUGCGUGUGUGGAGAAGACGGGCGUCUCCGAGGCUGCCAUCAAGGAGUUCAGUGACGGCGAGAUUCACGAGGAUGAGAAGCUCAAGUGCUACAUGAACUGCUUCUUCCAUGAGAUCGAGGUGGUGGACGACAAUGGAGACGUACAUCUAGAGAAGCUCUUCGCCACGGUUCCGCUCUCGGUGCGGGACAAGCUGAUGGAGAUGUCGAAGGGCUGCGUCCAUCCGGAGGGCGAUACCCUGUGCCACAAGGCCUGGUGGUUCCACCAGUGCUGGAAGAAGGCCGACCCCAAGCACUACUUCUUGCCUUGAAAACCCGACCGAACCUGCUUUUCGAUUCACCCGUUGCCGGCCCCGUGAUAUUUAUAUUUUAGGUUAGUUUUUCCUAGUUUUUCAAUAGCUGUCGAGUAAUAAACGUAGGCGAGUUGUGCAUGCAA
Messenger RNA from Drosophila eugracilis, 835 nucleotides. It is a transcript of the gene Obp83a, whose product is annotated as general odorant-binding protein 83a. The transcript is spliced from 5 exons. Gene Ontology annotation, molecular function: odorant binding. Gene Ontology annotation, biological process: sensory perception of smell. Bases 246 to 710 code for a protein of 154 amino acids. The record is from RefSeq and is a predicted model, not a curated record. NCBI's taxonomy places the organism in Eukaryota, Metazoa, Arthropoda, Insecta, Diptera, Drosophilidae.